AUGGCAUUGGCAAAUUCCAGGCCUUUGCAAAUACCAACCCUAGAGAAUGAAAUUCUCCAUAACUCAAAUUCUCCAGUAUUUCAAGUGAAUUCAAUGGGGUUUACGACAAGGGCUGACACUAUUUCUAAUCCAGGAACUGAUCUUAUUGGUAAUCAGCCGGGAAUUUCCCUUGAUGAUAGUAGCUUAUCCGGUUCUUCGUUUUCAUCGCAGGAAACCAAGGCCUCCAAGUCUAGAAAGGACUCUGGUGUUCCUAAAAAAGACAAUCCUCUAUUAGAAAUAUCUAAAUUAAUUCCUGUUACCGGUGAAAGACCCAAACCCGAAAAUAGAGAUUCACCUCUGGAUGAUGAUGUCCUUCAUGCGGUUUUUAUAAUAUUAUGGGAAAUGGACCCAACUCAACAAGGUAUGACUGUUAAACAACUGUGCGAUUUGCUUCUGCAAAAGCAUCCGGAUAUGUCCAAUUUAUCAACCAAGUUGUCAAAUUUGAUAUCAGCAAAACUGAACGCCUAUGUCAAGAAGAUUGAGAAGGGUGAAAAGACAUUAAUCUAUGCUUUAUCAAGAGAAUGGUCGAAUUCAUCACCUAGAAGGAUGCUUUAUAUAUACAGAGGUGUACUAUCUCCUGAUUAUAAAGAACAUGCUCAAGCUGUCACAAUGCAACUUAAACAACAAUUAGAAAUAUCUGGUGAUCCAAGCGACUCCAAUUCAAAUAACAAGAGAAAAAGAGAAUCCAGCAGUAACCAACUAACUAACAGUGAAUCUUUCACAAAUUCGAUGACUGACAUGAAAAGCCUGUCUUCUAACAGUUCUUUUUCAAAGAAUUUGAAUGUAGGAAAUUUGGCAUUUUCUUUGAGUCCAGAAUUCAACAUACCUUACUCUACCUCCCCGGUGUCACUAAAUCUUUCUCCAUCAAUGAGCAAUAACCAACAGCAAUUACUGUCAUCUAGCGCAGCACCGAAGGGUAAGAAAAAUAAUAAGAAAAGAAAUUACACAGAUGAUGAUGAUAUUGACUCAGUGACGGACUCAAAAAAGACUAAAACCGCAAAACCUGGAAAGCAAAGCAAAUCUUUAUCCACUCCCAAAAAGGUGCCUUCUUCUACAUCGCUAUCUGCGUUUGACGGUUCCAAGAAUAUUUCGCCAGAUUCUUCUCUCUCUCAUGGUACAUCUUCAAGUACUUAUGUUACUGCAGCUGCUGCCGCGCCAAGACUUUCCAAACUUCUGCCAAAAAAUGGAUUCAAGAAAAAUUCACGUAGUUCCUCCGAACUGGCAGCUAUUCAUAAAGUAAUCUCCACACAGACUCCAAUUGAAAGUUCUUCAGAGAGCUCUGUGUACAAUAACAGCAACAGUAGCAAUAGCAGCAGCAGCAGUGGUUCGCCGGUGAGCAGUUCCGCUGCUGCUUCUUCCGCCGAAUCGUUGUCCGACCUCAAUUCAAGUCAGGAUAAUGGAAAAGAAUCAAACCCAGGUUCCCAAGAACCACGAAAUGAAGUUACGAAUUGGAUGAAAAUUGUGAGAAAUGGAUUUUUGACCCAUGAUAUUGAAGCUCCAGAAUCAAUAUCAUUAGAUGACCUAGAUAAUAUAUUCAAUUGA
Molecule: messenger RNA, 1581 nt
Organism: Saccharomyces mikatae IFO 1815
Lineage: Eukaryota; Fungi; Ascomycota; Saccharomycetes; Saccharomycetales; Saccharomycetaceae
Gene: GDS1
Product: Gds1p
Exons: 1
Coding region: 1-1581 (526 amino acids)
Source: RefSeq, a predicted model, not a curated record